Molecule: messenger RNA, 912 nt
Organism: Dichotomopilus funicola
Lineage: Eukaryota; Fungi; Ascomycota; Sordariomycetes; Sordariales; Chaetomiaceae
Exons: 1
Coding region: 1-912 (303 amino acids)
Source: RefSeq, a predicted model, not a curated record
AUGCCGGUGGUAUCCAAAACAACAAACCCACGCUCCGGGGUAAUACCCCCCCGUGGAGACCCCCCCGACUUCACCAGCCCAAUCCCCUUCCCCAACUGGCACCGGCCCGGCAAUACCAACGACGACAACGACAACGAUGACAAUGACCCCUUCUCCACCCACCGCACCUCCCUCGACGACCUCGACAACCUCGACAAAUUGAACCCUACCGACAACCGUGCCCUAUCCACGGGUGCAAUCGCCGCUAUCGUGGUCGGUGUGGUCGUGUUGUUCCUGUUGAUCAUCGGCUUGGCCGCGUUCCUGUAUACCCGCAAGCGCAGAGCGCGGGAAGAGGAACACCAUCGGACUGCGCUACAUGUGGCUGCUAAGGAGGAGGAUAUGGUGCCUUUGACGCCGAUUGUGCAACCACCGACGCCACAGCUGCAGCAUGCAUCCACGCUGGCUGCUGUCCCGGUACCUGCAUCGCAGCAACAACAACAACAACAACAACCAAGAGCAGCUGGCGUUACGCUGGCAGACCCUCCACCGCCGUAUGUCUACCACGACAGCCCGUCCUCUAGCACAGAAACCGGUGGCAGUAGCGACCACAGCCACAGCGAGGAACAUCACGACGCGGUAGUAUCCCGCAACGCAAGCCAGAGCCUGCUGCGUCGGAGUUUCAGCCGGCGAUUAAGCCGGAGUGUGAGCGGGAGCAUUGUCAGUCACAGUGUGAUUACCAGUCGGGCAGGGAUGAUGAGUCCAAGAAGUGUGAGUCCGUUGUCGUCGAGGAUGGGGGGCAAUGAGCAUGAGGAGCAUCCAGGACAGAGAUGGGGGCACCCGGGUCGAGGGGAUGGGAGUGAGGAUGAGGAGGAGGAUGGGGCGCAUGCUACUAUUACGGAUGGGUUGGUUAGGGAUGGGAGGGGGAGGGUGUGA